CCAUUUAUACAACACCCAGAUCACAGGCUCUAUUCCCAGUGAAGUUGGCUCUCUUUCGAGCCUGGUAGUCCUAUAUAUCCAAAAUAACAAGCUCACUGGCACAAUCCCUGCAGCACUGAGCUCCCUUACGAACCUGAUGGGCCUCGAACUUGGCUACAAUCAGCUGACUGGACCCAUCCCCAAAGAGCUAUUUACACUUCCGAGUAUGCUUUUAAUGUCCCUUGAUGCCAGUCAGCUCAAUGGCUCAAUCCCAGAUCCGGCCACUUCUUUUACAAACUUGUGGGGCCU
This is a messenger RNA of Closterium sp. Yama58-4, 288 nucleotides long. The record is from the annotation of a GenBank genome assembly. Lineage: Eukaryota; Viridiplantae; Streptophyta; Zygnematophyceae; Desmidiales; Closteriaceae.